This is a messenger RNA of Fomitopsis serialis, 1239 nucleotides long. RefSeq lists its product as uncharacterized. Lineage: Eukaryota; Fungi; Basidiomycota; Agaricomycetes; Polyporales; Fomitopsidaceae. The coding region runs from base 1 to 1239 and encodes 412 amino acids. The record is from RefSeq and is a predicted model, not a curated record. The transcript is spliced from 10 exons.
AUGUCCGAUCAGACAGGCGCACUCUGUGCGCUAUCCUCGGCGUCCUCUGGGCACUGCGAUAUCCCGCAUGAUCCCUUAGUUCCAUCAAGUUCAAUGUCGAGGACAGCCGCACAAACGUUUCGACGAAGGUCUACGUUGUGUAGGUACCAUGCCAAGCAUCCGUCCAUGACGAAUACGACCAGCGGGCCCAGGAGGUUGAGUGAAGGGACGUUGGCCUUCGGUACCGACUUUGACUCCUCCACCACCCACCGCAACUCGCCAUGCCCGUUUCCGAAAAAGAAAGAAAACAACAUCAAGGGCGGGCUCGAGGACUACGAGCGCGAGGACGAGGGCCGCUACCCCUUCCUUCUCAAUUCCAGGGAGUGCACGCUUCUCGGCAUCGCCGGCGUCGGCUUCUUCCUCGACGCCUCUGACCUCUUUAUCAUCAAUGUUCAUCUCUCGAGCGACCGUGAAGUGUCAUGCGAUCUCUCAGCAACCGGGAGUAUUAUCUGGCACUCUAUCUGGCACAUCAUCCUCGGGAUAGGAAUUGGGGGUGACUGCCCCAUGUCCGCGUCCGUCGCGACAGACCGUUCAAGCCUCCGCCGGCGCGACACGCUCCUCUCGUACAUCUUCGCGAGCCAGGGCUGGGGUUCGCUCAUCAGGAGCUUGAUGGUGAUCAUCGUGGUCGCGUUCUUCCAUCACAUCAUGGAGGUCAAGGGCGAGACGUCCAAGGUCGACAGCGUGUGGCGGUCGCUCGUCCCCGCGUUCGGCACGUUGUAUCAGCGGCUCACUCCCAGACUCGCGGCGAAGACCGACGCGGACCUGGGCGCGCAAGAGUCCGUGCGGCCCGCGCCCGCCUCCUCCGAGACACCCUCGCCCACCUCGCUCUCGCCCGCACCCAGCGCAAACGCAGCCGCAGCCGUGCACGCGCAGCCCGCCACGAAGCGGGACCACUGGGCGGAGUUCUUCCACCACUUCUCCGAGUGGCGACACCUGAAGGUGCUGCUCGGGACGUGCGCGUACUGGUUCCUGUUCGACAUCGCGUUCCACGGGAUCAACCUGACUGAGCUAGAAGUCCUACGUACUGCCACCCCAUCAUCUCCGCACGUCCAACUCACUCACCGACUCGAUGGCACGGCGAAUGUGCUCUGGAUCCUCGCGUGCUGCAUCGUCGGCGCGGGCUUCACGCUCCUGCUACCGGAGGUGAAGGGAUACGAUUCGGAUCUGGUGUAUGCGGAGGAGGUGACGGAGGAAGAGUGA